GAGAACGUGUUGGCGCGACGUAUCGAUUAUGAAAGGCGUAUUGACCAGUACAAAUAUUUAGUAAUAAACAGUCGAUCGGAUUCUUGGAACAAAGUGACUACAGUUCUCAUUAUAAAUGUAUUCUUAUUUAGAUAUAAUGUUAAAACGAGAGUUCAUUGAAAUCUGUUUUUAAGGAAGAUAUAUUACUGCUUACUAUUGCCAUCCAAUAAAUAAGUUGUUUCCAUUCGUUGUUAUGUAUAUGGGGUAUAAAAGGAGACUGAUAUAUUUGUGCAAGCCUAAUAACAGACAAAAAUUCUUUGACAAAUGCAACUUAGGUUCGGUAUAGAUAUUAAAAUGCAUUAACAAUGGAUAGACAAAGAAGACUCUGAUUUCGACAAAUUUAACAGUGUUUUGAAAGACAAAGAAAACAAUUUAAUAAAGGCGAAUAAAUACAAUUUUCACAAGGCAUUUUCUUCGACUCCGCAGUCUGCCUUCCUUACAAAAAUGGCAGCACACUCUUUACAUAUAGCAAUUUUUGUGUCAAUACUAGCUUACUGCCCGGAUAUAACAGAGUGUCAGAUGACUGGAAUACUUACAGCUGAUUUUAAACCGUAUCCAAACGUAAGCACAUUAGGACAGGUGAUAAACCAAGGAAGCAACUUCUCCAAACUGUGGUGCGCCUUUCUGUGCCUGUCUAGUCCAGACUGCACUGGGUUCAGAUACCAACAGAGUUGUGAGAUUGUGGACAACAACGUCAAUACAAGUUUCUUGAAUUUCUCCAGCGGCGAUGACGUGUUGAGGAAGCGGAAAGUCUUCCUUCGAGAGCUGAGCUAUAACUCUGUGAAUUUAACGUCGUAUCAACUCUCGAAAAUACCGUCAAGAGUAGUUUUAGGUGAUAUGGUCUACUUAAAAGCAAAAUUACUGAAGCAUAGCGAUGUCAGAGUGACACUUUUUGAGCAGCUGGACCAGAGCAACAUAACCUACGAGUUCCGGGCCAGGUGUUCGACCUCCGCCUGCAAGACCAAGUAUGUGACCAUCAGCAACAAAAUGAACGGGAUGUGGAACACAACCAUCUACAGCAACACCCCUGCCUACACCCUGUCGGUCGACGAAACCUUCGAGUAUCACAUGCUGGUGACGUCACAGGGGCUGGUCACCUUCUUGAAAAACGUGUUCCUCUACACGCUCAGCACCCAGAUGUCGUUCGCUAAUGCUAAUUAUAUCACCAUAAGCGGCUCUAUCGCCGUGGAGGAAUUUAGUAUGUAGCUAGAGUUUUAAAAUUUUUUUUAUUUUUCCACACAUUUAUGUUGUAGGUAAAACCUUGCCAUUAAAGUAUUUAAGCGAUAUUAAAAACCAAAAAAACAACAACAAAAAAAUAUAUAUAUACGCUCAAGUAAAACGGUCUGAUUUACCUGUCCAUAGUAAUGCAAAGAAUAGUUAAUUUAUAUAUAAUUAGAAAGACGGUAAACAGAUCGUGUGUGGCUCACCUACAGACCAAAACAGUGAUUUUUCACACAUUUAUGUUAAAUCUUGCAAUUAAAUUAUUUAGCGAUAUUUUAAAAAAUACAAAAAAAAAAAAAACAACGUUUAAUGAAAACAAUCUGAUUCUCCUUUUUUAUGCAAAGAAUAAUUUUGUAUAUAUUAUUAUGGCUUUUAAUAUAGCGCUACUUACAUGUUUAGAGCGCUUUUGGUCCAAUCUCAUUUGUGGACCAGAGGGAGUAUCUAGGAGUUGGUUUUCCGUUU
Molecule: messenger RNA, 1722 nt
Organism: Biomphalaria glabrata
Lineage: Eukaryota; Metazoa; Mollusca; Gastropoda; Planorbidae
Exons: 2
Coding region: 484-1245 (253 amino acids)
Molecular function (GO): carbohydrate binding
Source: RefSeq, a predicted model, not a curated record